Messenger RNA from Drechmeria coniospora, 1740 nucleotides. RefSeq lists its product as uncharacterized. The transcript is spliced from 2 exons. Gene Ontology annotation, molecular function: peptidase activity. NCBI's taxonomy places the organism in Eukaryota, Fungi, Ascomycota, Sordariomycetes, Hypocreales, Ophiocordycipitaceae. Gene Ontology annotation, biological process: protein modification by small protein removal. The coding region runs from base 1 to 1740 and encodes 579 amino acids. The record is from RefSeq and is a predicted model, not a curated record.
AUGGCGGCCAUGGACGUCCACUUGCUCGUGUACGAUCUCUCGCGUGGCAUCGCUCGCCAGAUGUCCAUGGGCCUUCUAGGAUUCCAACUGGAUGCCAUCUAUCACACCUCGAUCGAACUAGACAAUCGCGAAUAUGUGUACGACGGGGGGAUCAUUGUCAUCAGGCCCGGUUCCUCGCACCUCGGUCAGCCGAUGCAACGCCUGCACCUCGGCAUGACGAGUCUGCCGAUGGACAUUAUCGAGGAGUACCUCGAUUCGAUACGGCCCAUCUUCACGCUCGAGGCCUAUGAUCUCUUUCAUCACAACUGCAACAACUUUUCCGGCUCCUUCUCCAACUUUCUCGUCGGAAAGGGAAUCCCCAGCCACAUCAGCAGCAUGCCGCAAGCCGUCUUGGACUCGCCCCUCGGCCGCACGUUGCUUCCGCAGCUGGCACAGGGCGUCAACGUCGGCAGAGCAAACGGUUCCAUCCUAGGACUUGAAAAUGGUGCCACGGCACCCACGCGGCCGGCCGGCCCAAAGGGGUCGGUGAAGUCGGUCACGGCUCGGGAUGAACUGCGUCGCUUGCUCGACGGCGCAAAACACUCGUGCGCCGUCGUCUUCUUCACCUCGGCCACGUGCCCGCCCUGCAAGCUUCUGUACCCCGUCUUCGACGAACUGGCGGGCGAGUUUGGCGACAAGGCGACGCUGAUCAAGAUCGACAUAUCCAACCCCCAGGGCUCCGCCGUGGCGCAACAGUUUUCCAUCCGAGCGACGCCAACGUUCAUCACCUUUCUCAAGGGAGAGGAGGAAAAUCGGUGGACGGGCACGGACAACCUCCGGGCCAACGUCCAGCUGCUGGUGCAGAUGGCGAAUCCCCCGCAUCCGCAUGAGCGGCUGCGUCUGCCUCACUUCUCGAACCCAGACGCGAAGCCUGUGCUGUUCUCGAAGCUGCCGCCGAUGAGCAAGCUCGCCAUCAAGAUGGGGGACGAGCUGGCCAACAAGGCCGAGGUUCAAAGCUUGAUGCGCUACCUCGAGGCAAGAAGCAGGGAUGGCCCGCAAGAGGCCGUCAUUCCGGGCAUGGACCAACUGUCGCGUCUCCUGCAGGACUCGAUGGCCCGCCUGGCGCCGGAGACUCUCUUUGCCGUCGUUGAUCUCUUGCGCUGUGCCCUCGUCGAUCCUCGCGUGAGCGGGUGCUUUGCGGAAGAGGCGGAGCAUAAAACAAUCGGCAGUCUGUUGGACUUUGUCAUCGGACAGGACGACUGCCCGUACGCGCUGCGAUUGGUGACUCUGCAGCUAGGCUGUAACCUGUUCUCGACGCCGCUCUUUCCGGAGGAGAUACUGCGAAGGGCUCGACUCAGGACGCCCAUGAUCCAGCUCAUCUCGUCGAGCUUCCUCGACGACAGCCACAGCAACGUCCGAGUGGCUGCCUCCUCUCUCCUCUUCAACCUUGCCUUGGCAAGUCGUCGACAGAGUGCCGUCAGCUCCAAGGCAAGCCUGCCGGUGGAUGAUCAGGUCGAGCUGGCGGCAUCGGUCGUCGAGGCCAUCGGACAGGAGGAAAAGUCGACGGAGGCGCUGCAGGGCAUGCUGUCGGCGCUGGGACAUCUCGUGUACGGCACGGAACUUGAUGGGGAGCUGGCCGACCUUUUGCGAGCGUUGGAUGCGCAGGGGACCGUGCUGGCGAAGCAGAAGAUAUUUCCGGACGAGAAACUCGUGGAUGAGGUGGCCAAGGAGCUGCUCGGAAAGGGUCUUGCGCGACCAUGA